Tinamus guttatus (white-throated tinamou) is the source of this 1392-nucleotide messenger RNA. NCBI's taxonomy places the organism in Eukaryota, Metazoa, Chordata, Aves, Tinamiformes, Tinamidae. The record is from RefSeq and is a predicted model, not a curated record.
CAUCACACCCUGUAGCUAAUGAGAGAGUUUCUUUACGUACCUGUAGCUGUUGAUUACUUUUCUGUUUUGAAGCUAGUUUGUGUCUUGACGUGUCCCUUGCAAUAUCCCUAUCGUUAUAUAUGCUGUGUGCCUUAUGAAAUGCUGGCAUCUGGAAAACCCAACCACGGACGCACCAUCGCCUCCACCUCUGACCGACCCGCCCCGCGCGCCCUCGGAUCCGCCGCGGUGCGCGCUCGCCCACAUGCCGUCUCGGGGGGCGGCGCGUGCAGCGGAGCCCGCAGAGCAGUAAGCGCAGCAGGAGCGUGGAGGAUGACAAGGAAGGCCACCUGGUGUGCAGGACCGGCGAUUGGCUCCAAGAGCGAUAUGAAAUCGUCGGCAGCCUUGGGGAAGGCACUUUUGGCAAAGUCGUGGAGUGUGUGGACCAUGCCAGAGGCAAAUCUCAGGUGGCACUGAAAAUCAUAAAAAACGUUGGGAAGUACCGCGAAGCAGCCAGGCUAGAGAUCAACGUCCUGAAGAAGAUCAAAGAGAAGGACAAGGAGAACAAAUUCUUGUGCGUCCUCAUGUCGGACUGGUUCAACUUCCACGGCCACAUGUGCAUUGCCUUCGAGCUCCUGGGCAAGAACACCUUCGAGUUCCUGAAGGAGAACAACUUCCAGCCAUACCCUCUCCCUCAGAUUCGGCACAUGGCCUACCAGCUCUGCCAUGCCUUGAGAUUUUUACAUGACAACCAGCUGACUCACACUGACCUCAAGCCAGAAAACAUCUUGUUUGUCAACUCGGAUUUUGACACGUUGUACAACGAGAAAAAGAGCUGUGAGGAGAAAUCCAUAAGGAACACGAGCAUCCGUGUGGCAGACUUUGGAAGUGCCACGUUUGAUCACGAGCACCACACCACUAUUGUUGCCACCCGGCACUACCGUCCGCCAGAAGUCAUCCUGGAGCUGGGCUGGGCACAGCCCUGUGAUGUCUGGAGCACCGGCUGCAUUUUGUUUGAGUAUUACCGUGGUUUCACGCUCGUCCAGACCCAUGAGAAUCGUGAGCAUCUUGUCAUGAUGGAAAAAAUCCUUGGGCCGAUUCCAUCGCACAUGAUUCACAAAACCCGGAAACAAAAAUACUUCCACAAUGGGAACCUGGUGUGGGACGAGAACACGUCGGACGGCAGAUACGUCCAGGAGAACUGCAAGCCCCUGCGGACGUACAUGCUGCACGAUUCGCUGGAGCACGCGCAGCUCUUCGACUUGAUGAGGAGCAUGCUGGAAUUCGACCCUUGCCGCCGAAUUACGUUCUCUGAGGCACUCCUGCAUCCCUUCUUUGCCGGGCUCUCUGCGGAGGAGAGGAUGCUGUGUGGCCGCGGUGCCAGCCGGGACCUCAGCAGAUGACAGUGGGGCUGUG